CAGAGCAAGGCUAGUUGUUUCCCCCUGUUUCCAGUCUUUAUGCUAAGCUAAGCUAACCAGGCGCUGCGAUAUCACUGUACAAAUAUGAAGAACUGUUGGCAAGAAGGUAUUUAGGCACAUUUCUCAAACUGUUGAAUUAUUUCUUUUACAUGAAUCCCCUGUUUCUUUAGUAGCAGUUUUUAUAUGUAUCUAGAUGUCUAAACUGAAUCUUAUCUAGAAUAUUUUUUCAUCCUAGGUUUUUAGUGAACAGACAAACAUCUGUACGUAAAAUGUAAACACUGAGUAAACCUGUCCAGGCACAUGUACAGGAACAGAUGAUAUCAGAGGUCUGGAUUAUAUUUUUUUCACUGGUGGUACAAUGUCUCCUGUUCCUCUGUUUGUAUUUAUUGUCUAGACUUCCUGUUCUGUUGUAUUGUACUAGAGUCAUGAAAUAUGAAGUAAUGUCUGUUUUUACUGGAACCUCAAGAGUUGAGUAAAAUAUAAAGAUUUAAUUUUCAUAACCACUUUCAGUGUGUCAUUGUCUUAUGAUAAAGACAAAUAACAAAUCCAGAUCCUGAGAUGUUUUAAGAGAUGGAAGUCAGGGUAAGGAUAAAAUUAUACGGCUGAUGAGAGACCUAAAUUGCAAUCCAACCCUGUUUGACAUUUUCCAUUCUCGGAAAAAUGCCAUCUAAUAAUAUACUUGUGUACAGAAACAGAUGCCAUAUGCCUACCUGUCUGUGUUGCUGUUUGGGCUUGGAUUUUCUGGAAGCCGAAGGGCAUUGUGGGAGAUUUUUAGGGCCGUAGGAAUAUACUCAGCAGAGUCAGCCAAGUGCUAAUACCCUAACUGUACACACAUACAGGGAGGGGGGAGAGAGAACAGCUUUAGUGAGGAUUUUCUCCGUAUUAACCCAGCCAGCUGGAGUACAGGGAAGACGGACGCGUUCAGAAAACAAACAGUUUUAUUUUGAAACAAGACCAGAGUGUAAGAUGGGUAGGGGUUGGAUCAGUGUGAGUAAAGUGAGACGCAGAGUAGGCUGAAGUAGGUUUUCUCAAGCGAGUCACUCAAAAGAAAGAAAUCUGGAAAAGUGGCUAUAAAAAAAGUGCUGUGUGUUUUGCAUGAAGAUGUCAACCUGAGAAAGUUUCACCACCAGCUGUCCAAAGACCACAGAACGGAGCAGGAUGGGACACCCUAAUGUGCCACUCACAUACAGCUACACCCGUUCUCACAGGGAUAAACGCAGAUCCAGUCGACUGCAACCGUACACACCAAACGACAACCUGAACAAUGCAUUAGGUGCCAUUAGAGUCCUUGGUUUGGAGCUGAUUGAGGAUGAACUUAAACCACAUCUGAACACAGUGCUGACCAACAUUAAGGAGAGGAAGAAAGGCGCUGCUGAGCAGGUAGUGAUCAGUGGGAUCCUGCCGAUCCUGGCCCUGUCUCUGAGGAGCAGAGGGCCCCUCACUACACUGACUGCAAGACUAGUGGCUGAACUCGCCAAGGAAUCUGUGGUGCGUAAAGGUUUUGGUGACUCAGGCUUGGUUACAGCUCUGCUGUCGGUGCUGACCAGUACAGACCAAGAACUGCUCCUUAACGCUGCAAUGGCCAUCUCACGCAUGACUUAUGACAGCUCAAAGCACCAGGAACUGUUACUACGUCGAGGUGCCGUGCCUCGUCUUGUUGCCAUCCUGAUUCGUUUCCCUGAUAAGGAGGCCCUGGAGGAGGUGUGCCUGCAGGCCCUGUGCAACCUCAGUGGCAUGGGAGUGGCAGAGGAGGCAGGGAUGGUCUGGGAGAGGGGUGCGUCUGUUAGGCCGGGGGAGUCUGUGUUUCAUGGCGUUUCUCCUCACACCUGUGGUUUUGCUUCCUCUGUGACUCUCGUGCGUGUGUCUCAGUGGGCACCGGGUCAGUAUGCGGUCAACAUCGAGGUUUUCCAGCGUUGCUCCUCCUCCUUCUGGAACCUUCACGGGAACAAGCGGACUGCUCGUUGGUUCCCGAUCUCCAGCUUGUGGAAUUCUUCAAAUCUGUACAAGCUGAUGAAGUUCUCUACGAGGAACGUUCCUCGGACAAAGAGUCUGAGGACUCGCGUAUUCCACACUUUUCUGUGACAGCUGAAAUAUUGCAAACAUGGUGGCCUAACCUAACUGCUAACAAAACUCUCUGAGUGUUGACGUGCAAAAGAACAUCAGGGAAUGUUUACACACAACAAACCCAACAUGCACACAUGGAUCUCUUUAUCUCUGUUCCUGUUGACUUUUAUCUUAUAUUUUUGUUCUUUUUGUUGGCGUUCAUUGGCUGAGUUUGUAAGUUUUAUUCCGAAAAUUGACUUUUCAACUACCCACUUCUUGUAAAACAAAGUUAGUGGCAUUUCCUUCUGGCUUAUUCAGCUUUUAUGGGACUAUGCUACACAUUUCCCACGCAGGAAAAUGAUACAAAUAAAAAAAAUAAAAAAAGCUGUAUCUAAACAUGAAAACCUUAAUGAAUGCUAUGAUGACGUCCUUGCUGACAGUUUGUUCACAAGUGCUUGAAAUCGUUGUGAAUUUCUAUUCCAGGCAGCAAUAUUGAUAUAUUGAUGUACUUUUCUAUAUUACAAUUAUAUUUUAUUAUGGCUCAUUUAAUUUUACCCCAUGUUUUUGAUUGUCUUUGACAUCCACUUUAAAUAAUAAAAUAU
Molecule: messenger RNA, 2645 nt
Organism: Seriola dumerili (greater amberjack)
Lineage: Eukaryota; Metazoa; Chordata; Actinopteri; Carangiformes; Carangidae
Product: rap1 GTPase-GDP dissociation stimulator 1-like
Exons: 5
Coding region: 1159-2082 (307 amino acids)
Biological process (GO): positive regulation of GTPase activity
Cellular component (GO): cytosol
Molecular function (GO): guanyl-nucleotide exchange factor activity; protein binding
Source: RefSeq, a predicted model, not a curated record